GCGUCGACCCGCACCGAACCCAACACCAACUCGCUUAAAAAAAUACGCUCUUGCCUCGCCCGCGUCGCCUCUCCGGCGGGCUAGGUCCCAGAAGCUAGGGCUCCGCCGCUCGCCCUCUCCAUCCGCUUCACCAACCCCAAGCGCCGACGCCGUUCACCCGUACUCCGGCAGUUGUGCACUGCAGGUGUUUGCAUAUUUGCUGCACCGGUAGAUUCCUCGCGGAUGAUCCAGAAAAUGGCGCCUCCCGACGAGCCCCGUGGUGACAACGAUCGGCUCAAAAGGGCGCUGGAGACGCACAGCAUGGAGUCCGUGCGGUUCCUCAUCCUUGCUAAGGAGGAACUCGGCGACUACGCAUACAGUUACCUCAUCAAGACCGUACAAGAGAUUGUGGAACAAUGCAGUUCAAAUCCUGAUGGCGGAAUCACGGUCGAAAAAUGCGAAGAGAUUCUGUCAGAAGUGUUUGUUGACCGGACUCGGCUCCUAAACAGUUUCCAUCACUUCCUCGAAGCGCGUGAUCCCUUCCACGACGACCUGCAGCUUGUACCGAAUCCAGUAUCUUUCCUUGCGAAAGUGAAGGCAUCCCCUUAUAUAUCAAAUGAAGAUUAUAAUGAUUUACUGACCACCCUGUGCCAGUUUGGGACCACAAGGACCAUGACCGUUGAAGAUGUUUACAACAAGGUGAAGAGAGUCAUGCAUCAGUGUCCCGAGUUUAUAGAAAUCUUCAAAACUUAUCUGCCUCCUCACCUAAGGUUGCCUCUACCAAAUGAGCAAUCCUGCAGAAGUCCAAAGACUAGUCCUGCAGUCAAGGCGGUUUUAAGCUUUACUCCAGAUGCCACUCAUAGCUUGGAUGGUAUCCGAGUGAAAGCAACCAAUAUCAUGAAUAAAGUGUCUCAACCUGAGUAUCACCACGACCAAAACCCUAAAAGCGUAGAGUUCAGUUUCAGGCAGGAACCAACUCAGAGGAUCCCUUACUCUGUUCGAAUGCCUAGAAAGGGAGGUAAUGGAGAAUCACUUCAUGCAGAAGAGGAUGAGGGGGACAAGAUGGAUCCUUUGCCAGAUUGGAGUCCCUCAAGAGCAAACGAUUUACCCCCCAAAGUGGAUCUCAAUAUUUGCACACCUUGCACUCCUAGAUAUCACCUUCUACCGGAGAAUUGCAUAACACUUCAAUCAAGUUACCGGACUGAACUGGGAAGGUCGAUUUUUAACGACACAUUGGUUUCUGUUACCUCUGGGCGUGAGGAUUGCUUUAAAUUCAGAACUAAAAAUCUAUAUGAAGAAAACAUUUUCAAGUGUGAAGAUGACAUGUUUGAGAGUGACAUGCUGUUGCAGCGCUUCAUAGCAACUGCUGACUUUAUUAGAAAUCUCCAAGACCGUGUUGACAGCGACAUGAAAAUUCAAGAGCAUUUAACUCCCUUACAUAGAAGGUGCAUUGAACAGUUAUAUGAUGAUCGUGGCCUCGACAUGCUUGAUGCUCUGUCGGAGACUGAUAGUACCAGUGGAACUCUUGCACUUCUGCAUUAUCGUUUAAAUCAGAAGAUAGAAGAUUUGUCAGAGGCACGGUCAUCUUUGAAUAAAACAUGCUCAAGUAUUAUUUCCUAUAAUUACUACAGAUCACUUGAUCAUCGCAGCUCCUCCUUCAAACAAUUGGACAAUAGGAGGAUGAGCCCAAAAGCUUUGCUUGCUGAAGCCAAAGAAAUCAAUAUGACAAGGUUGAAUGAUGGAGAUAAACAUCUUUCUUCUGCUUGCAACAAGCAAUCUCGUUUGAUUUCUGAAGGUUUACUUGAUCAUAGCAAUCUUCACAUCCAUGAGGACAUACACAGCAUAGUUUGUUAUGCAUUCAAGACAUGGUGUCCUUCUGAACAUAAGCCGGUGAUGAUUUGGACAAAAUUAGUUCAGCCAUUUGUUUCUGUUAGUUGUAAAAUGCCAGAGUUGAAUGGAACUGUAGCUCCCAAAGAAGCUUGUGAACGUUGUGGUCUCAGCAGAACUUUUCUCAGGAGCAUCCCUAAUGCUUUGCUUGCUAAUAAUUUUCCUUUAUCUUCAAAGAGAGGUGGAUGUCUUGGAAACACGUCUAAUAAGUCUACUUCUAUACACGAUGGUUGUAAGGCAGAGAUUGAGGAGGGUGAAUUCAUACCAGAUAUCGAAAACAUCGAGUUGGACUCCAUGCUUGGGCUUGGGAAUGAUGUUGCUGCUCCCAAUGGAGAUGUGUCGAGUUUUCAGUGCCAAGGUCAUAGUAUUUGUGACCAUGGUAAUAAAUCUGAAGUGCAUCACGAAUCAAGAGAAGGCUCCAAUGUUGAAAUGGGCAGUUUAGCAUAUUCCAAAAGAAUAGCUGAACUGCGUGAUGUAAAAGGCGGCAUACCUUGUUGUUCUCUGGUUGUGCUCUGCAGGCUUAACCAGAUUUUGUAUGAGAGACUACUAGUCGCUAAGGUUCUUUCAAGAGAAGCAAGUGCUAAAGCUCUCCCGAGAGGUUCACGCACCUGUGAUUUAUAUGCAGAGUUUCAGGAGGAACUCUUUAAGCUGAUUGAUAGAUCUACUGACAAUUCCAAAUUUGAGGAGUACUGCCUGAAUUUCCUUGGGCCGGGAUCAUAUAUACUGUUUACUCUAGAUAAGCUGAUAAGUCUAGUUAUCAAGCAGCUUUGCAGAAUUUGCCCAACUGAUGAAGACAACAUGCUUAUUCAGCUCAAUGAGAAAGUGAGAAGACGGAACCUAUCUGAAGAUUUAUUACGCCAUCAAAAUGCAAGAAGCUCUCCAGCUCAUCAAACAAAUGGGUCACUGGAGCAAGAUCCAAAGGAGGGAUGGAAAGGUGGCAAUCCUCUUGACGAUACUGUUAAACUGACGCAAAACCAUUUUCAGAGAAGGAAAAGGCGCAAGAUGGAGAACGGUGCAGCGAGCUGAUGUAGUUACGAACCUAAUGAUCAAAGCAACCGCCAAUGACGAUUGCACCUGUCUGUUGGACAGGGAUGUCUCUUAACAGACGGAUGCUCAUUCACUUUGUAUAUAUGUACAUCUAGAUCAAUGACUGAGAACAUGAGAUUCAUUCUCUA
Molecule: messenger RNA, 3041 nt
Organism: Phragmites australis (common reed)
Lineage: Eukaryota; Viridiplantae; Streptophyta; Magnoliopsida; Poales; Poaceae
Product: paired amphipathic helix protein Sin3-like 6
Exons: 17
Coding region: 223-2892 (889 amino acids)
Biological process (GO): negative regulation of transcription by RNA polymerase II
Cellular component (GO): histone deacetylase complex; chromatin
Molecular function (GO): transcription corepressor activity
Source: RefSeq, a predicted model, not a curated record